AUGGAAGCUCCAGGAUCCAAAAGAAAGCGAUUGUCAAAUCGUUCUGUUUAUCUUCCUAAUCAUGUGAUUGAUAGGAUUUUUACCUUUUUACCUAUUAAGGAUGUUAUUUCUUCUUCUGCCGUAGCUAGUCCAUUUUUAAAUUCCUGGAUGUAUGCUCGCAAUUUGCGUUUUGAUAGAAUCUUUAAGAGCAAUUGUGGUAGGGAUGAUAUCUCAAUAAUCAAUAAAAUCAUAAGUGGUCAUUUAGGAAAGAAAAUUUACAGUUUUCAUUUGUACAUUCCUGCGCCAAAUAGGUACUCACUUUUUCUUCAGGAGUGGAUUCAAAUUGUUGCAUCAAAGGGCAUAGAAGAGCUCGAGAUAGAUUUAUGGUUUACACCUGAUAAUGAAGAUACUUACUAUAUGCAUUCUGAUUUUAUUGAUAUUGAAACUCUUCGAAGUGUAAAAUUGUUCAAUUGUGAGUUGCGUUUAUCGCCAAACUUAAAAGGCUUAUGA
Solanum stenotomum is the source of this 489-nucleotide messenger RNA. RefSeq names its product putative F-box/LRR-repeat protein At3g18150. Bases 1 to 489 code for a protein of 162 amino acids. The record is from RefSeq and is a predicted model, not a curated record. NCBI's taxonomy places the organism in Eukaryota, Viridiplantae, Streptophyta, Magnoliopsida, Solanales, Solanaceae. Gene Ontology annotation, molecular function: protein binding. The transcript has a single exon.